AUGUCUGAACCAGCCAAACUUACCAAGAAGCAGUUGAAAGCUCAACAAUUCAGAAAGACAAAGGAGGAGAAAGAAGUAGAGAGUCAGAAGAGAGCGCUUGAACCAGAAACUUCAAGUACUACUACUAAUGCAGAUGGCAGUACUGAACCUGUAAAAAAGAAAAGAAAAACAAGAAGAGGCCGUAAAGGUAAAGGCCGUAACGGGAAGAGCGCUAACAGAUUUAUCAUCUUUGUUGGUAGUCUACCAAAGGAUAUCACACAGACUGAAUUACAAGCACAUUUCAAGACAAGUUCACCUGAUUCCAUCAGAGUCCGUGGUGAUAAGGGUAUAGCGUUCUUAGAAUUCGAUGGUGAUAAAGACGGUAAACAUAUCCAAAGUAGGAUGGAUACUGCAUUGCUACAGAAUAAGACAGAAAUCAGAGGGAAAAGAAUCAAUGUGGAGUUAACUGUCGGUGGUGGUGGUAACUCUGAAAACAGAUUAUCCAAAUUGAAGACCAAGAACGAGAAGUUUGAACAAGAAUAUAAUUCCAGAAUGGAGAAAAUGAUCAAAGACGGUGCUCAAAAGAAAAGAGCUGCCGCUGAGAAUGCUGCCGCUAAUGGAGAAACUGAUGACUCCAAGACGAAUGCACCAAGACCAGCUGUUGCCGGUAUGCAUCCAGACAGAGCCAAGAUGUUUAGAUAG
This is a messenger RNA of Maudiozyma barnettii, 681 nucleotides long. RefSeq names its product Nop6p (gene NOP6). The transcript has a single exon. Lineage: Eukaryota; Fungi; Ascomycota; Saccharomycetes; Saccharomycetales; Saccharomycetaceae. Bases 1 to 681 code for a protein of 226 amino acids. The record is from RefSeq and is a predicted model, not a curated record. Gene Ontology annotation, molecular function: RNA binding.